AUGUCGCUGAAAGUGCAAACGAGCAACGUGACCAACAGGAAGGACCCCGAGUCCAUAAACUCGCGCGUGUUCAUCGGGAACCUGAACACGGCCGUGGUGCAGAAGGCCGACGUGGAGGCCAUCUUCUCGCAGCACGGCGAGGUCCUGGGCUGCUCCGUGCACAAGGGCUACGCCUUCGUGCAGUACGGCGGGGAGAGGCAGGCGCAGAGCGCCGUGCUCGCCCAGAACGGCAGAGUCCUCGCCGGCCAGACGCUGGACAUUAACAUGGCGGGAGAGCCCAAACCCCAGAGAUCUCCAGGUGUGAAAAGACCAGUGUCGGCUCUGUACAGCGGUUACGACUCCUUCAGAGACGACUUUUAUGAGAGACUUCUGGAUUAUCGCAGCCGGGCCUCGCUCAUCCCGCGGCCGGUGCCUGUGAAGCGCCCCCGCGUGGCCGUGCCGGUCAUGCGCAGGGUGAAGUCGCUCCCGGUGAAACUGGCGUCGCGAUCCCCCGUCGCCGGAAGCCGCUCUGUCAGGCACAAGCUAAAGACCAGCGAGCUGCAGGCCAUCAGGGCGGACCUCGCACAGAUCAAGGCCAACAUCGACACCCUGCUGGGCCACCUGGAGGUCAUCACUCAGAGCACAGAGCUCCACAGGGCAGGCGAGGGUAACGGUGAGGUCUCUGCAGACGAAUCGGCUACAGACACAGAGUCCCGUCACAACCACGAGGAAGAGGAGGGAGACGAAGCAACACAGGAAGAGUGUGAAGAGUUCACGGAAUACGAUCACCUAAAGACAGACUCCAUACUUCAAUAAAGGCAAGUUUUACCAGUGCCUGUUUAUUAUAUUGCAAUACAAGGUGGUUGUGAACACGGUUCUGGCCUUCUCUCUGGGCUCAUUCUGCACGCUCUCACCCCACCAGCAGGAGGCAGCACAGA
This is a messenger RNA of Conger conger (European conger), 917 nucleotides long. RefSeq names its product RNA-binding protein Raly-like. The transcript has 7 exons. The record is from RefSeq and is a predicted model, not a curated record. Gene Ontology annotation, molecular function: RNA binding. Gene Ontology annotation, cellular component: nucleus. Bases 1 to 795 code for a protein of 264 amino acids. NCBI's taxonomy places the organism in Eukaryota, Metazoa, Chordata, Actinopteri, Anguilliformes, Congridae.